This is a messenger RNA of Pistacia vera, 1410 nucleotides long. RefSeq names its product putative disease resistance protein RGA4. Lineage: Eukaryota; Viridiplantae; Streptophyta; Magnoliopsida; Sapindales; Anacardiaceae. The record is from RefSeq and is a predicted model, not a curated record. The transcript has 2 exons. Gene Ontology annotation, molecular function: ADP binding. Gene Ontology annotation, biological process: defense response to other organism. Bases 1 to 1410 code for a protein of 469 amino acids.
AUGGCUGAAUCCAUUGUAUUUGGCAUCGCCACUGAAAUUUUGAAGAAGAUAGGUUCCCUUGUUGGUGGGGAACUGUCGUUGCUGUGGAAUCUGGAUAGUGAUUUAAAAAGACUUCAGCGAACCAUGAGCGCCAUCAAAGCUGUGCUUUUGGAUGCCGAGACAAAGCAGACUCAAAACCAUCAGCUGCGUGACUGGCUUGCGAAGCUUAAGGAUUUUUUUUAUGAUGCUGAGGACGUUUUAGAUGAAUUCGACUUUCAAGCUUCCAGGAGAUCGCAACGGGGGAGCUCAACAUUAAAAGUAAGUAAAUACUUUUCAAGCUCUAAUCCUGUUAAAAUUGGUCACAAGAUCAAGGAUAUUAGAGAAAGGUUAGAUGAAAUCGCAGAUGAUAGGCGAAAUUUUCCUUUUUUUCUUAUUGAGAGUCAUGUUGACGUGAGGCAUGUAAUUCCCAAGGAGAGGGAGACUAAUUCCUUCUUCCAAGCUUCUGAUGUCAUUGGAAGAGAGAAGGAUAAAGAAAACAUUAUAACCUUUUUGACACAACCAGCCGAUGUUAAUGUCUCCGUCAUUCCUAUAGUUGGGAUUGGGGGUUUGGGUAAAACCACUCUUUCUAAAAUGGUUUACAAUGAUGAAAGGGUCUAUAGGCAUUUUGAGUUAAAGAUGUGGGUGUGUGUUUCCGACGACUUUGAUGUUGUUAGGUUGAUUAAAGAAAUUAUUUAUUCUGCAACACAUGAGGAUUGUGCUAAGUUAAAAGCCGAUGAAAUACCCAGGCGUUUGCAAGAAAUUUUGGCUGAUCAAAAGUUUUUGCUUGUUUUAGAUGAUGUUUGGAAUGAAAAUCCAAUGAAAUGGAUGGAUCUGAGAAAUUUACUGCUAAAUGGUGCCAAUGGAAGUAAAAUUAUUGUUAGUACACGCAGUAAAACUGUUGCCGAGAUAAUGGGCACCGUUUCCCCAAAUUUCAUAGAAUUACAAGGUCUUUCACCUGACGAUUCUUUAUUGUUGUUUAAAAAGUGCGCAUUUAAAGAUGGAAAAGGAGAAGAUUUUCCAAACCUCAUUAAAAUCGCCAAGGACAUUGUGGGAAAAUGUAAAGGAGUUCCGUUAGCUCUGAGAACUUUAGGGAGCUUACUUUUUGCAAACACAGAUGAAGAUGAGUGGUUAAGAAUAAAAAGCAGUGACUCCUGGCAGCUGAAACAGGAAAAGGAAGGCAUCUUACCAGUAUUGAAACUGAGCUAUGAUAAUUUGCCGUCUCACUUAAAGCAAUGUUUUGCUUAUCUUUCCUUAUUUCCAAAGGAUUAUAUCUAUGACAGCUGCAAAUUUUUGGUUGAAAUUGGCAUGUUUGGUGUGGAAGAAGCAUUUGAGCAAGGUGUUUUAGUUGAUGAAAGAGCGGUUGCCGUGAAGAGACUAGGAGAUAUAUUCUGA